AAAAAGGGGUUGGCAAUGCGGAAAUUCGUAGCACACAGAGCCAAAACUUUACUCAAAACCACCACAUCCAAAUCAAAUUCUAAUUAUUCCUCUUCUUCUUCAAAACUUGCUAGAUUUUUUACAUCACUUAAUUCACCUCCUUCCGAUACACCUCCGUCCAUGGCUUCCGAUCUCUCAACGCCGCCAGUCACCGUCGAAUCACUAAACCCUAAGGUAUUGAAAUGCGAGUAUGCUGUUCGUGGUGAAAUUGUCUCCUUGGCUCAGAAAUUACAGCAAGACUUGCAAGCAAAUCCUGGUUCUCAUCCAUUUGAGGAGAUACUUUACUGUAACAUUGGAAAUCCACAAUCACUUGGUCAACAACCGAUCACUUUCUUCAGAGAGGUUCUCGCAUUGUGUGAUCAUCCCGCCAUAUUGGACAAGAGCGAAACACAGGGUUUGUUUAGUGCGGAUUCCAUAGAGCGAGCAUGGCAGAUCCUUGAUCAAAUUCCUGGAAGAGCUACCGGGGCAUAUAGUCACAGCCAGGGUAUCAAGGGAUUGCGUGAUAGCAUUGCUGCUGGGAUUGAAGCUCGUGAUGGUUUCCCUGCUGAUCCAAAUGAUAUUUUCUUGACAGAUGGUGCAAGUCCAGCGGUCCAUAUGAUGAUGCAGUUACUGAUAAGAUCAGAGAGUGAUGGAAUUUUUUGUCCAAUUCCUCAGUACCCUCUUUACUCUGCUUCAAUCGCUCUACACGGUGGCACUCUUGUUCCUUAUUAUCUUGACGAAGCUACCGGUUGGGGACUUGAGAUUUCUGAACUUAAGAAGCAACUGGAAACUGCUAGACAAAAGGGUAUUACUGUUAGGGCUUUGGUUGUUAUUAAUCCAGGCAACCCAACAGGCCAGGUUCUUGCUGAGGAGAACCAACGAGAUAUUGUGGAGUUCUGCAAGAAAGAAGGUUUGGUUCUUCUAGCAGAUGAGGUUUACCAAGAAAACAUCUAUGUUCCCGAGAAGCAAUUUCACUCUUUCAAGAAAGUAUCUCGCUCUAUGGGAUAUGGUGACAAGGAUAUCCCCUUGGUUUCGUUUCAAUCAGUGUCUAAAGGCUAUUAUGGGGAGUGUGGGAAAAGAGGUGGUUACAUGGAGGUCACUGGUUUUACUCCUGAAGUUAGGGAACAAAUUUACAAGGUGGCAUCAGUGAAUCUGUGCUCAAACAUCUCUGGUCAGAUUCUUGCAAGCCUUGUUAUGAGCCCUCCAAAGGUUGGAGAUGAGUCAUACGAGUCCUAUUUCUCUGAAAAAGAUGGCAUCCUACAAUCACUGGCAAGACGUGCAAAGACAUUGGAAGAUGCACUAAACAGCUUAGAGGGUGUUACUUGUAACAAAGCUGAAGGCGCAAUGUAUCUUUUUCCACGCAUUCGACUGCCUAACAAAGCAAUAAAAGAAGCAGAGGCAGCUAAGAAGGCACCUGAUGCAUAUUAUGCUACCCGCCUUUUGAAUGCCACUGGUAUAGUUGUGGUUCCUGGUUCUGGUUUUGGUCAGGUCCCUGGAACAUGGCAUUUUAGGUGCACGAUAUUGCCACAGGAGGAGAAGAUUCCAGCCAUUGUUUCACGGUUGACAGAUUUCCACAAGAAGUUCAUGGAUGAGUUCCGCGAUUAAAUCUAUCAUACGAGUUUUUUGUUACUUUUGUUCAUGAAUCGUGACAAACAGGCCUUGAAAAUUUUGAAAUAAAAAGGUCAAAUAACUCUCUUUUAUAGCUUUGCCAAACUUUUGUUAAUUGUGUUUACGUUUUCUGCUCAAUGAGAUUCUAUCGAAAAUAUAUCUUGCGUUAGCAUUAGCAUUA
Erigeron canadensis is the source of this 1807-nucleotide messenger RNA. Its product is annotated as alanine aminotransferase 2. Gene Ontology annotation, biological process: biosynthetic process. NCBI's taxonomy places the organism in Eukaryota, Viridiplantae, Streptophyta, Magnoliopsida, Asterales, Asteraceae. The record is from RefSeq and is a predicted model, not a curated record. Bases 16 to 1623 code for a protein of 535 amino acids. Gene Ontology annotation, molecular function: L-alanine:2-oxoglutarate transaminase activity; pyridoxal phosphate binding. The transcript is spliced from 14 exons.